UACUUCCUGUUUUUUGCCGGCGCUCGAGCUGCCUCUGUUUUGUCCCUCAGAGCUUCUGCUGCUUCUCUUUCGGCUGUUUUUUUUUGUCUCCGAGACCUCGGGAUCCGAUGGAUUUCACGUAGUUGGGUUGAUCGACGCCAUCUUUUCCGUGUUCCCGAGUUUGACUUUGGUGAUUUAUUAUAUUUUAAUUCCCCCCCCCCCUUCCCCCUCCAUCCCAUCCCAUCCCCCGCCGCCUCCUCUCUGUUUUUGUUCCCUUCUGUUUGUAUUCCUCUGGCUGGACCAUGGCUGCUGCCUUCGAGCGGCCAACUUUCUGCUGCUGCCGGAAAGUUGUGACCGGCUCCGCCAAGAGCGAGAGGUUGAAUUCGUCCCGGGACUGCCCGGUCGACAUCGCAUCCGCCUCCAACUUCCAGCAUUUCCAGAUCCAGCAUUUCCACCUGGAGCUGGACAUUAACUUCCCGAGCCGGGAGAUCCAGGCGGUGGAGGUGCUGGACCUGGUGUGCCUGCAGCCCGACACCCAGAGCCUGGUCCUGGACUCGCACCAGUCGCUGCACAUCCGCUCGGUCAACGCGAAAUGUCGGUGCAACUCGGGCGAAAACAGCUGGCCCCUGAGUCACCGCCUCGACCCUUUCACCGAGUACGGCUCCUCUCUGGUGAUAAACCUGCCGGCUGCCAUCAAACCUCUCAGCAACUUUCAGAUCAUCAUCAGGUACACUACAGCCGAUGGGCCGGCGAUUUGGUGGCUGGAUCCAGAAUUAACAAGUGGAAAUUCCAAACCAUUCCUUUUCACACAUGGUCACUCAGUGUGUAACAGGUCCUUCUUCCCCUGCUUUGACACACCUGCUGUCAAGAGUACUUACUCCGCUACAGUUAUGGUUCCACCUGGUAUUAGAGUGCUGAUGAGUGCAACUCGGAGCACAUUUGAUGAGCAAGAGAAUAUAUACAGAUUCCAAAUGGAGUAUCCGGUUCCUGCUUACCUGUUAGCACUUGUAGCAGGAGAUUUGAUCUCUGCAGAUAUAGGUCCACGAAGCAGAGUUUGGGCUGAACCUUGUUUAUUAAAAAUUGCAACCGCAAAACUGAAUGGCACUGUGGAACGGUGGCUAAGUGCUGCAGAGAAUCUGUUUGGGCCAUAUAUGUGGGAAAGGUAUGAUGUUGUUUUCCUUCCUCCCUCUUUUCCAAUUGUCGCAAUGGAAAACCCCUGUUUGACUUUCAUUAUUUCCUGUAUUUUGGAAAGUGAUGAAUUUCUCAUUAUUGAUGUUAUCCAUGAGAUCGCACACAGUUGGUUUGGAAAUGCAGUUACCAAUGCCACAUGGGAAGAAAUGUGGCUGAGUGAGGGCUUAGCAACAUAUGCACAACGUCGCAUUACCACAGAAACCUAUGGGGCUGCUUUUACUUGUCUUGAAACCACUUUUCGACUGGAAGCACUGCAUCGUCAGCUGAAACUACUCGGAGAUGAGAGUCCUGUCAGCAGACUACAAGUGAAGUUUGAGCCAGGUGUCAAUCCCAGCAGUCUAAUGAAUCUUUUCACCUACGAGAAAGGAUUCUGCUUUGUGUACUAUCUUUCACAGCUCUGUGGAGACACAAAGUGCUUCGACUCCUUCCUCAGAGCCUAUGUAGAAAAGUUCAAGUUUACAAGUGUUGUUGCAACUGAUCUACUGGAGUUUUUCCUCGGCUUUUUUCCUGAGCUCAGGGAGAAAUGUGUGGACAACAAAGAAGGAUUAGAGUUUGAGCGCUGGCUGAAUGCAUCAGGACCUCCAUUGUUGGAGCCAGAUUUGUCUCAGGGAUCUAGUUUGAUCAAACCAGUAGAAUCUCUCUACCAGCUCUGGAGUUCUGAAACUCCGGAUGGAAACCGUAUUACUGACAUUGAUAUUUCUAAAUGGAAAACUUUCCAAAUAGUCCACCUGUUGGACAAACUUCUGGACAGAUCUCCACUGCCUCAUGAGGCCAUGAUGAAGCUCUCGAAGAGUUACUCUGCGCUGCUCGACUCAAUGAAUGCUGAAAUUAGAAUUCGAUGGUUACAGAUUGUAGUCAGAAAUAACUAUUUACCAGAUUUCUACAAAGUGCGACGAUUCCUGGAAAACCAUACCUCACGAAUGUACACUGGUCCUUUGUAUGAGGAUCUGUGUGCUGGAACCAUGAAGGCCAUUGCCAUGGAGACCUUUUACCUGACUCAGAACAGACUGCAUGUGAACUUGAGGAGAGCAAUCCAACAGAUUUUUGCACACAGUGCUAACCCUGCUGCUGUUAUGACACUUCUAGAAGAUAAACCAUCUGAUGCAUCAAACCCCAUCUCACUCAGGGAUGUUAAUGUCUCAGCAUAGCUGAUCAACCCAUGCCAUUAUUGGAUGCAUCCUAGAAAAUAACUUACACGAGAGCAGCUCUGGAAAUUGAAAAUGUUUCCAGCUAUGACUUUUUAAUUUAAACAAAUUUCCAGGAUUUACGCUGGUUACCUUAUGGACCUCUUCCAGGGAAUGGAGAAGCCUAAAUCAGCAUUCCAAAACUGUUUCUUACAAGACAGUAUUUCAUCCAACCAUUGGGCAUGUAGUUAUAGUAGUAAUCUUGUCACUCUUGACAUACAUAUGGGACAUGUAGUUUCACAGAUUGUAUAUUGAGGAUGAUUCAUUGAUAAUCCAGGCACUCAAAAUCUUCAGUGAGCAGAACAGCUUGAAAGAACAGACAGCAUCCCAGCUCCAGCAAGUUAGUUACUACAGUGUAGAACCUAUUGCUGCUUAAGAGGUUGGUGCUAAUGAAAUAAUUACAUCGGUUUUGCUAUAACAUGUGUUUCUUUGACACGAAUCGGCUUGAACGCAAUUGAAGAAUUUGGACCAUUAUUUGUAGAAUGCGAACUUUCCGGCCUCACUAGUUUAAAUGGUAUGGCUAUUGUGCGAUUUUCUUACAAUAUGAGAUCGCACAUGAACAGAAUUAUCAUGUUAUAUCAGAACAGACUGUAGUAUAGUAUUGGUUGCUUCUGGUUAAGUUAGUUACAGAAUAAAAACUACAUAUGAUGUAUUGCUAAAUUGAACAGGAAUAAUUGAGACACCAUAAAGCAUAAGAAUUCUCAUUUUGCCAAAACAGAAAGAUUCAUUAGUACGCCUCUCAUUUCUAAUAAGUUUUAUGGUACAUGUUGUUCAGCUCAAAUAUACCAUUUUCAAUAUAAAUUUGAUUAGUAACAGCAGUAAUUGUCCAGCAGUAAUGCAUUAUUUAAUGCAAGGUUUUCUGGUGCAUUAAUUGGUGCAUAAUGCAUCUUAAUUUUCUCUUGGAAAGGAGAUUUCAGCCGUAAGGAGGACCCAAAUUAAUUCAUGAUACAUACUUUAGGCAGACUAGAAUCUAGACUGGAAUGCAUACAAAAGCAGAGAGAUGUAAAUGUAAUAAUUUAAAUGUUAUGCAUUUGGGUUGUUUCAAAGUAUUUUCUAUUGACCCCUUUGCAUUUGAUCCAAAAUUAAGAUUAGUUUAUUUUGCCUUUACAUUGUACUAUGAUUUGAAAU
Hemiscyllium ocellatum (epaulette shark) is the source of this 3482-nucleotide messenger RNA. RefSeq names its product arginyl aminopeptidase like 1 (gene rnpepl1). The transcript has 11 exons. Gene Ontology annotation, molecular function: zinc ion binding; metalloaminopeptidase activity. The record is from RefSeq and is a predicted model, not a curated record. NCBI's taxonomy places the organism in Eukaryota, Metazoa, Chordata, Chondrichthyes, Orectolobiformes, Hemiscylliidae. Gene Ontology annotation, biological process: proteolysis. The coding region runs from base 282 to 2318 and encodes 678 amino acids.